This is a messenger RNA of Hippocampus zosterae (dwarf seahorse), 3884 nucleotides long. RefSeq names its product cryptochrome circadian regulator 2 (gene cry2). The transcript is spliced from 12 exons. The record is from RefSeq and is a predicted model, not a curated record. Gene Ontology annotation, cellular component: nucleus; cytoplasm. Gene Ontology annotation, biological process: negative regulation of DNA-templated transcription; circadian regulation of gene expression; entrainment of circadian clock by photoperiod. Gene Ontology annotation, molecular function: FAD binding; DNA binding. The coding region runs from base 145 to 2271 and encodes 708 amino acids. NCBI's taxonomy places the organism in Eukaryota, Metazoa, Chordata, Actinopteri, Syngnathiformes, Syngnathidae.
CCUCAGAGUUCAGUUUGACAGAGUCAAAAAAAAAGUCGGGACCGUGUUAGACCAAUCGUCUUUUGUUUUUUGUUUUUGUUCUUGUUGUUAUCGUCGUGACUGAACCGUCUCUAUUUUGCUCUUUUAAUAGAAUGAGAAGGAAUUAUGGUGGUGAAUUCAGUGCACUGGUUUCGCAAAUGUCUUCGUUUACACGACAAUCCGGCGUUGCAAGAGGCCCUGAAUGGAGCUAAUACAGUGCGUUGUGUUUAUAUCCUGGACCCGUGGUUUGCUGGCGCCGCCAACGUUGGCAUCAACCGAUGGAGGUUUUUGUUGGAGGCACUAGAGGACUUGGACUGCAGUCUGAAGAAGCUCAACGCCAGAUUGUUUGUCGUCAGAGGGCAGCCUGCGGAGGUUUUUCCAAGACUUUUUAAGGAAUGGAAAAUGACGAGGUUAACUUUUGAGUAUGACCCUGAGCCGUACGGGAAGGAGAGGGACAGCGCCAUUAUCAAGAUGGCCCAAGAGUUUGGAGUGGAGACUAUCGUCAGAAACUCUCAUACACUCUACAACUUGGACAGGAUAAUAGAGAUGAACAACAACAGCCCUCCACUGACCUUUAAACGCUUUCAGGCUAUUGUGAGCAGGCUGGAGUUGCCCAGGAGACCGCUGCCUUCCAUCAACCAAAAGCAGAUGGACAAAUGCCACACUCAAAUAACAGACAACCAUGACCAGAUCUACAGUAUACCUUCACUGGAAGAAUUGGGUUUCAGGACCGAAGGUUUGCCUCCAGCAGUGUGGCGUGGAGGAGAAUCCGAAGCCAUGGACAGACUCGGCAAACAUCUGGACAAAAAGGUGUGGGUGGCUAACCUGGAGCAUCCUCGGGGGAACAUGUGCUCUCUGUACGCCAGUCCGACCGGACUGAGUCCGUAUUUGCGCUUUGGUUGCCUGUCCUGUCGGGUCCUCUACUACAACCUCCGAGAGCUCUAUAUGAAGCUCCGGAAGCGUUGCAGUCCUCCUCUGUCCCUUUUUGGUCAACUGUUAUGGAGGGAAUUCUUCUACACUGCUGCCACCAACAACCCAAACUUUGACCGUAUGGAUGGAAACCCAAUUUGCGUUCAGAUUCCAUGGGAUCAAAAUCCAGAAGCAUUAGCCAAAUGGGCCGAGGGCCGGACUGGAUACCCCUGGAUUGACGCCAUUAUGACCCAGCUCAGAGAGGAGGGCUGGAUCCACCACUUGGCUCGGCACGCUGUGGCUUGUUUUCUCACGAGGGGUGACCUGUGGAUCAGCUGGGAGAGCGGCAUGAAGGUGUUUGAGGAGCUGCUGCUGGAUGCCGACUGGAGUGUAAAUGCUGGCAGUUGGAUGUGGCUGUCUUGCAGUGCCUUCUUUCAACAGUUUUUCCACUGCUACUGUCCUGUUGGUUUCGGAAAAAGAACUAACCCAACCGGAGACUACAUCAGGCGUUACAUCCCCAUCUUAAAGGACUACCCAAAUCGCUACAUCUAUGAGCCCUGGAACGCGCCAGAGUCGGUGCAGAAGGCGGCAAAUUGUGUGGUGGGAGUGGACUAUCCCAAACCAAUGAUCAACCACGCCGAGAGCAACAGACUCAACAUUGAAAGGAUGAAACAAGUUUACCAGCAACUGUCGCAUUACAGAGGACUGAGCCUGCUUGCAUCAGUACCAACGAUCCAGGAGGAGGCAGAGCCACUAAUGACCGAUGAGUCCCAGACCAGCAGUGGCCCUGACUCUCCCUCCGUAGUUCACGACAGAGCAACUGGCUCCGUUGCAGCUCCCGAUUCAUCCACAGUCUGUACAUCUUCCCGCACUGUUUUAAACCCCGAACUGGCGAGCGACGAAAUGAGAUGCUUAUCCCACACACCCGUCAACUGUUCAGAUUCACAAAAGCACCCCUCCGCAACCAUAACGUCAACAUGUGCAGACCACUCAGCAGGUGUAGAGUCUCCCUCUGCAUUAGCGCCCCCACCGGCCCAGAGCCCCUUAGCUAGGUCCCAGGCGUGCACGCCUUCCUUAGGGUGUUCCACAUUGCCACCUUCUCCUAGUCCGCCUACAGCCCAAACCCAGGCGUCUUCUUUCGGAACAAGAAGAAAAAGCUUUACCCGUAAGGUACGCCGCGGUCAGAGGCAACGGGCACGACAGAGCUCCCACGCAGUACCCAGAGAAGGAGAGAGGAGAGGUGAGGAGGAAGAGACGGAGCCAGGAGAAGGAAAUGAAAAGAUGGAAGAAAGUGUUGAGAUGGAAGAAGAGAGAAUGGAAGAGGAAACCUACGCAGGACAUUAACAGUCGUACACCGUACAUUAAAAGCGUCGUUGCUUUUCGAAACAUGUCAAAACGGAGUGAUUAAACGCAUUAUUGCAUUUUGAAGAUUCAGCUCCAAAUACUAAUUUCUCUGUAUUUUUGUUUAUUGUUGCUUUAAAAUCAACAUUUUGCCAACAUCUCUGUAGCGCAAAUAGUCCACAAACCCACAAAUCAUUUUCUCUCUUCUGUUUUGUAUCCAUUAAGGGUAAAUAGCAUCUUACAUCUGUUCUGGAAAACUGGACAAAGACACUGAAUGAGGUGUUUUGAAAAAUACACACUCACCACAGGUGCCGAUGCAAAAUAUGAUUCAGAUUCAGUAACUUUGACAUUUUCUUGACUGGCAAAAUGUCCGUUUUGAUUGACACUGACAAUGAAUUAACAACAUGAAUAACAACUGUAGUUGUUCAGAACUUCCCAAUCAAAAUCUUAAUCCAUGCUCCUUAAGGUAUGAUGCCAUUGUACACAAUGUCAAACAUAAACCUUAAAAAUAAACCGAGCCUUAUUUUGAAAAGGCAUCUUUACCGAAACACUUCCUGGAGUAGAUCUCUUUCGAUUCUGCAGGUGUGCCAAAUUCUGAGUCUGGUGAGUGUGUAUUUACACUGUCUUCUAAGUUGAAGCAGUCCCACGGCAUUUUACUCGAGUAAUUUGGUCGAAAACUAAACGGGAGACUGCAGUAGCGUCUUGAAAGUAAAUGAUCAAUAUUUUCAAACAGGAGCUAUUUUAUACUGAAUAGCUUCCAGGGUGGCAGAUUUAAGAUGCACCCUGGUGAAAAUGGAAAAAUUGAGGCGGGCGUCAAAUGGAAUGAACUCGUUACGUUGUAGGUCCUUAAAUAUACAUCAAAACACAACAUACCUUUGGUAGGACACAUGUAUAUAAUGUACUGUAUUGCGAUACAGUAUACUAAGUGUCAGAAAGGUUCCGUGACUGGAAAGAUGUCUUUCAAGGCCAAACUAUGAGUUUCACCCCCUUCUUUCCCCUCAACUUGUGGCUACUUCACCUUGACUGUAUGCCUACUCAGAAUGCGCCGAGUUCACAGUCACUGUAAUGGGAAAAAAUAUGAACCCUUAGUCGACAAGAGACGGGACAAAUGCUUUUAGAGAAAUGAGAAACGCCAUUCGCUUAUAACCAUACUGGCGGCUGCAACGAAGUUAUCACCCCACCAACUUUUGUGUCAAGCAUAUACAAACAUGAAUAGAGCGUUAGCUUUCCCCCUGUGGAGCAACUGACCUUUGUUAGAACACGGCAGAGUUGAUGCGAAAAUAGAAUUCAUACAUUUGCGUUCACUGCAAAGAAAUCCUUUUUUAAUGGUCUUGGAAGAAUCGAGAAAGUGUGUUAGAUUACAGGGUCCUUCGACAAAGGGGGAAAUGUGUAGUUUGCAUUUGUUAUAUCCUUUGUGGCACCAGGCUUGGAUUUUUUUUUUUUUUUUUUGUGAAGUCUCAGAAUACUUAAGUGCAGUCGAGUUUUAAUAUUUGCCAUACUUUUCUUCUGGCAAUUGAUAAUGCUGCUUGUAUUUAAUGAAUGUAGAAAAAAGCCUGAGAUGUUUUCCUCCAAAUAUUGUAUUUAUCAGAGUUUGUACAUAAAAUAUUUAAACCUCA